Suillus bovinus is the source of this 1168-nucleotide messenger RNA. RefSeq lists its product as uncharacterized. NCBI's taxonomy places the organism in Eukaryota, Fungi, Basidiomycota, Agaricomycetes, Boletales, Suillaceae. The transcript is spliced from 16 exons. Bases 91 to 978 code for a protein of 295 amino acids. The record is from RefSeq and is a predicted model, not a curated record.
UGCUGGUGGAUGCCGAGAACGCCACGUACAAAUGGUUUGAGCAGUGCGGAGUCACAUGAAAGUACCUUGACCCGGAAAUGAACGGUCUUGAUGCGAUUCCAAGUACUCGAUCAUAUGCUAUGGGAGAUAUAUAAAGGGAAGGCAUUCGCUUCUUCAAUUAAGCUUAGGAUGGGCAUCUCUGCUGAUCCUAUAGGACAAUAUUGGCAAACUGUCGCAUAUGUUGAAGCUGCGUCCACAGCAAUCUUGCUUUUUGACUUAUGCAUCACUUUUGGCUCAGAGGUUCGUUGGACAUGGGGGAGAAAGUGGGGCAUAUUGAGGAUAGCUUUUGCUAUUUCUCGCUAUCUGCCAAUUGCAACUGUUGCUAUGUACCUAUAUUAUGGCGUCCAGUCAAGUGACAGGGUAACUCCAUAUUCUGGGACAUACAUUGUCGUAAUCGGCACCAUGAAUGCUUUAGGUGUUGCUGCUGCUGACGUCAUGGUCACAGCAAGGGUGUACGCUUUUUGUGGGCGUGAAAAGAGGAUAUUGGUUGCGAUGUCAUUCUUCAGCACAGUCAUGAUUGCAGCUACACUAAUACUUCUGCACGUCGUUGCAAGUAAAUGUGGAAAAUCUACUUGUGACGUACGCGAGGAAAAACAAAUUUUAGGCGUUCUCUAUGUUUUGCCCAUGACCCAUCAGCUUGUAUUGAUGGCCCUUAUGGUGCACAAACAUUUCAAAUUUUACCAAAAGGAAAAUACUCCAUUGGUUUUUACUGUAUAUCGGGAUGGCAUGAUUUACAUGCUGUGCAUUGCCCUGGCCUCUUUAGUGAGCUGUGUGGGCAUCAUCGAGCUUCCUUCACCAUAUUCCAACCUUUUCUAUAGCCCGCAGGUAGUCGUGUACAGCGUUUUUGCCUCACGCAUCAUGUUCAAUCUACACGCAACAUACGAGUCGCAGGAUAUCUUUGGAACCGGGCCAGUUUCCUCGAGCAUAGUGAUUGCUUGACCAAUCCGAAUGACUUCCUGUGUGUCGUCCAGAGAUGUUGGAUAUUACAGACGUUUGACUUACGUUUCACCAUGACUGGUAUUAUAUACAUACUUUCAACUUUCAACCAUAGCUGUACUGUAGUUCUCUCUCUGCGUGCAUGUCCCCUGCUUUCCUUCCCUACUUUCAUACUUUUGCUGCUUAGUCUUCG